This is a messenger RNA of Cladocopium goreaui, 3048 nucleotides long. The record is from the annotation of a GenBank genome assembly. Lineage: Eukaryota; Dinophyceae; Suessiales; Symbiodiniaceae.
AUGGUGUGCUGGUCCAAGCCACCGCCUGAGCCGCAAGUGGAUGUGGAGGCCAAGUUGAAGGAACUUGAGGAUCGGCUGAAUGCCAAGAUCAUGGAGCUUUCGGGCUCCGUGAUCAACGACUUCACGCUGGAACUCACUCAGCUCAAGGAACGGAUGGAUGAGGUGCAGGAAAAGAGAACGCAUUCAGAGAAGGUCUUCUCCGACACGGUGGAGCGGCAUGCGCAGCAAAUCCAUGACCUGCGCAAGGAGAUUACCGUGCGUGUGGACCAGCACGGCAAUGAUAUCCAGGAACUGCGUGAGAGUGGCGUGGUUGAGACCCUACGGCAAGAGCUCUUGGAGCAGAUGUCGGUGCACCGCGAAGAGCUUGUGAAGAAGGUGGAGGAGAAGCACCUGACACACAGCGAGCAGCUGAUGCAGCUGCAGAAGGUCACGGAGACGACCUCGCAGCACUUCGUGGAGGAAUUGAAGAGCUGCCACAACGUCAUCGAGACCCAUCGGACUGAAAUCCAUCAGGAGAUCCAGGUGGCGAAGGAAUCGACCAGUGGCCCUCUGAACACUCAGUGCGACCAGCUCCAGGGGGGCUUGGAAGAUGUGUCUUCCAAGUUGGUGCAGUCGAAGGCAGAUCUCGAGAGGUCAGUGCAGACUGUUGAGGAGCACAUCCAAGUGGUGCGCACGGGCUUUGAGAACAGCAUUGCGGACUGCCUGGAGAGGCUGGUGAAAGAAGAACAGGCGACCCAUGAACGCGUCCAGGAGUUGCGGGAGGCUAUCCAUGAGAACUUGCAGCGCAUUGAGAUCAACACGUCCUUGGCGGAAAAUGUCUACUGCCGAAGCGUCCAAUGGAACUGUCGCGGCUUCCAGUAUCGUUUGGCGCAGAUUCUGCAGCAGGAGCGUGAGGCGAAGGUGGACUACCCCGGCGUUCGAUCUCCUGAGUUCUCCUUGUGUUCCCUGCCCGCCAUGCAGUUGGAGCUCUGUCUCGCAGCUCGGGGCUUGGCCACGGAGGAAGCGCCCUCGGCGCCCUUACCGGUGCCAGGCAGCUGUUCGGUGCGCCUUUGGGUUCAGCCGGGGAUCGAGAUGACCUUCAGGCUCACUGUGGGAGAUGGCGACAACGCGGUGAGCCGGCGCUUCGACUACAGCUUCUUGGAGCCCAGCGAAAUCGAAGGCGAGUCGCGAUGCCCCUUCGAAGUGCUGAACUUUUGCGUGCUGGACCAGGUGUGGCACCGACGGGAAGACAUGAUCCCGGUCACCUUUGAGCUGCUGGAGUUCAAGACACAACCAGUUUUGGAGGCUCCGCAGGAAGAUGCUCCGGAGCUGGUACCUGAGGGUGAAGCGACAGGGGAGGAGGAAGUACCCGCAAAGAAGCGCGGUGACGAACUCUUCUUCACCCGUUCAGCCACUGCGGAACUGGUGCUGCACGAGCGGCUGCAAAAGGACCUCGUGAGCAUGAGGAACAAAUCCGUCCGUCGCGUGGAAUGGCGUCUGGAGGGUUGCACAAGGCUCUUGGAGUGUUGCCAUGCCGGAGACUCUGUGGAUUCGCCCAUCUUCAGUGCAGCCGGACUGGAACGGAUUCAGUUCCACUUUUAUCCCAGGGGCUACGAUCCAUCGACAGGUUCCAUUUCCCCUUGCUCGCUCUUCGUCAGCGGGCCUGACAAGGGUGUCUCCCUUCGAGGCGUGCUGUGGGUGGGCAGCCAGGGCCGGCAGUUCGACCACCGCUUCAAGAGCCGGGGGGACAUCGGUGGCCGUUCCAAGUUCUGCUCCUUGGAGCAGCUUCAAGAUCCGCAGGAUACGGUUCUGCUGGCUGUCGACCUCAAUGAGGUGGAGCAGGAGCUGCCAGAGCAUCACCAGUCUUUGGUGCUUCGGGAAGCCCGAGACGCGCGCGGCAACAGAGACGCCUUCGACGCGACCUCACCCAUGAGCCCCAGCCGAAGCCUGGUGGUGCCGCCAACGGUGAGCGCCAAGGGCACGGUGCGGAUGAAACGGGAGGAUCCGUCCAAGACGGAACAGCUGGUGAAGUGCGUCAGUUUGCCCUCGCUGAAAGCGAGCAACAUGUCACAAAUGCCGGCGAAUGCCAUGGGUUCCUGGAUGUUUGGUCUCCUGGUGAGUCUGCUUGUGGCCUCUCUGUCCACUGCGUUCUUGGGGAGUAGGCAGCCUGUGGUGAAAAGUCGUCUUGCUCUGCAUGCAGAAGAGAGACAAACAGGCCAUCAGGUGAAGAAUGCGGGAGCAUUUCAGGUGGAUCCAGAGGAGAUGGCGCUGCAGGUGAAGGUGAAGGAACACCAGGAGGCUGCGCCCAAGUUGGAUGCCGCCACGGAGGUCCGGACGCUGGUGCAGUACAACCAUGGCUUUGCGGUGAUGAGUACCAACAGCGCCUCCAUGCCUGGAUAUCCGGGCGGCUCGGUGGUGGGCUUCGCGCCAGACCAACAGGGGCGGCCGCUCUUCAGCUUUAGCUCCAUGUCCAGUCACACGCAGGACUUGAUCAAGGACAAACGCUGCUCCCUGACUGUGGCGUCCAAGGAAUUCAAGGGCGCCGCCGACGGGCGCGUGAACCUGCUGGGCGAGGCGGUGCCCUUGGAAUCGGAGGAAGAGAUUGCGGAGGCCAAGAAGUUGUAUUUGGAGAAGCAUCCAAAGGCGUUUUGGGUGGAGUUUGGCGAUUUCACAUGGUACCGCAUGGAGGUGAAGACUGUCCGCUACGUGGGCGGCUUCGCCCGUGCGGGCUCCGUCACGGCGGAGGCCUACACUGCGGCCACUCCGGAUCCCAUCGCCGGCUUUGGUCCUGCCGUCGCGGGGCACAUGAAUGACGAUCACCGGGAAGCCACUGUCGCCAUGAUCAGGAACUACAUUGGUAUUGAUGUGGAGGACGCUGAGAUUACCUCCAUGGAUAGUCUGGGGAUGUACGUGAAGGUCUCGCGGAAGCCCAAGGCAGCCGACCAAAUGCAGCAGUUCAAGCUCCGUUUGCCUUUCACGCGAAAGUUGGAGAAUCGGAAGGAUGCCAAGGAAGUUAUUGUGGAAAUGACCCGGGCAAGUUCUGAGUUCAUGCCAAAAGCGGACGCCUGA